This is a messenger RNA of Onychostruthus taczanowskii (white-rumped snowfinch), 1762 nucleotides long. RefSeq names its product dendrin (gene DDN). Lineage: Eukaryota; Metazoa; Chordata; Aves; Passeriformes; Passeridae. The transcript has 2 exons. The coding region runs from base 414 to 1616 and encodes 400 amino acids. The record is from RefSeq and is a predicted model, not a curated record.
GGCAGGUACCGGGGGGCCCGGGGGACUCGGGGGGGGGUGCCGUGCCGGUUGCCAUGCCGCCGCCGGAGGGUUGCUAAGCUCCGCUCGGAGCCCGCGUGGGCUGCAGCGCUUGGUGCCAAACCCGCCAUCGCCUGCUUGUCGCAGGGGGGGAAGGGAUCCCGCGGGGCGGCGGGGAGGGGGGGGGACACAAACACACACACGCGACACGACACCCCUGGGACGGCCGGUGAGGUCCCCACGGUGCGCCGGCCUCCCGGGCGCCCGGGGGUCAGCGUGGCCCGAGGUGGCACCGGGCGGGACACGGGGUCCCCGGGGGCACACGUGCGGCAGGUGGGUGCGCGUGGGCGGGCUGGUGGCUCCGCCGAGGCUCCGGUGAGCCCCCCUCCGUGGGGACCCCCCUGUCGGCCGGGGCCAUGCUGGGGGGUCCGGAGAGGGGUGCGGGGCGCCUGCGGAUCUGCGAGCGGACCAAGCUGGUGCUGGUGGAGAUCGACACGGUGGCGUGUUGCAGCCCGGGUGCCGCCACCGGCAUGGCUGCGGGCUGCUGGCCCGAGCCCCCCUGGACCUACCGCCGCAUCGCCGGGGAGUACGCGUACCUGGAGAAGCGCUUUGUGGCCGAGCUGGCCCCCCCCUGGUCCCCAGUGCCCUCCAACCCCCCUUGUCGCCUGCAGGACUUCACCACCCGGCCCCGGGUACCCCCCACCCCCUGCCCCCCGCGGCAGCUUGAGGGGCCAGGGGGCAGCGGAGCCUGGGGGGGGCACCCUGUGCCCGUGCCUCGGCCCCCGGUGUCGGGGGACAAGCUGGGCCCCCCCACCUACGAGGUGCACAUGCAGCGGGUGCAGGCAGCCCACGCCCGCCGUGGGGGACCCCCCCCUUACAUCGCACCCCCCGCCUAUGACGGUCCCCACCGCACCCUGCAGCUCCGCCCCGUGCGGGGACCCCGCAGCCCCCCGCCGGCUCCUCGGGCCCGGGGGGCUGUGCCGGGCGGCUGGAGCCACACACUGCCCCGAGCGGCCACCGAGGCCAAGCACCGGUGGCCCCGUGGGAUGCAGCUGUCCCCGGGAGGGCCUGGCACCCCCCGGCACUGCCAGACGCUUCCACGGGCAUCAGCCGGCCGGGAGCGGGCACCGGGGCGCGGGAGGGGGCAGCGGGGGACGGGGGGACACGUCCUCAUUGACGCCACCCGCGUGGUGGUCCGUGCCCAGUACGUGCCACCCCCGCAGCGACAGCAGGUCCGCUAUGCCAGGGCGUCCCUGGGGCCUGGCACCCCUCCUCGCAGCCCUUCCGUGCCCCCCGGGGUUGGCAGCCCUUCUGCUGCGCCCUCGCCCUCCCGGGAGCCCUCCGGCAGCCCCCGCAGCCCGUGGCAGAGCCCGGGGGGCUGCAGGGGUGCCCGCGGGCGGCCCCCGCCGCGGCGGCCGGUGCUGUACGCCCAGGCGCUGCGUGAGGCCGUGUCCCGCAUCCGCCGGCACACGGCGCCCGACUCGGACUCGGAUGCCGAGGGCAGCGUGGGGGGCUCCCGGCAGCGGCUCUGCCGAGACCCCCGCGCCUACAGCAGCAGCAGCAGCAGCCUGGAGAGCACCGGAGCCCCCCCGGGCUCCGCCAGCCCCACCCCUGCCUGAGAGGAGGGGCUUGAAGGGGUGUGGCACUUCUGGGGCGGGGCUUACAGGGGUGUGGUUCUCAGGGGAGGGGCUCGGGUGGUCUCGGAGGUGGGGCUCAGGGCUGGAGUUCCCACGGGCUGACCCCAAUAAAAGCUCCGGGAUCCCGG